Myxocyprinus asiaticus (Chinese sucker) is the source of this 2625-nucleotide messenger RNA. RefSeq names its product phosphatidylinositol 4-phosphate 5-kinase-like protein 1. Lineage: Eukaryota; Metazoa; Chordata; Actinopteri; Cypriniformes; Catostomidae. The transcript is spliced from 10 exons. Gene Ontology annotation, molecular function: phosphatidylinositol kinase activity. Bases 985 to 2088 code for a protein of 367 amino acids. The record is from RefSeq and is a predicted model, not a curated record. Gene Ontology annotation, biological process: phosphatidylinositol metabolic process.
AAACAUGUAUUAAAGGAAUAUUCCUGGUUCAAUACAAGUAGAGCUCAGUCAGCAGCAUUUGUGGCAUAAUGUUAAUUACAACAAAAAUCAGUUUUGACCUGUCCCUCAUUUUCUUUAAAAAAAAAAAAAAAUUCAAGAAAAACUCUGGAUUACAGUAAGGAGUAAGCAAUUUCCAAUAGAAGUGUGUGGGGCCAAUCCAUAAAGAAUGUAAGAAUUAAAAGUAUAGCCACAAGACAGAAACAAUAUGUUUGGAACUUUACAACACAAAUAAUAAACACGUUUUAACGGAGGAAUUCAUGUAAAAUUAUAAGUUUCACAUUUUAGCCUUUAAACACUCCAAAAAUUGGCCCCAUUCAUUUCCGUAGUAAGUGCCUCCCUUUUUUCUUUUUUCUUUUUGUGCUCUCAGUUGAGUUUAACUUGUACUGAACCCGGAAUAUUCCUUUAUAAAGCGUCUUAAUUCUAUUACAUUUGAAAUGAUUUUACCCUAUGCUCAUUUUUGGAUUAUGGCCCAUCUCGUUGCUAAAGUGCAGUGCGGAUCUAAGCACAGGGGUUCACUACAGUACAGACUGUGGGAUGGGCUGCUGCAGUCUCCUCGCGGUCACUCUCACGAGAGGGAUUGAUCGCGCGAGCUCAUCUCUCUUUCACACUCAGUGUUUUUCAACAACGACCUGCAGAGACUUGGACAUGUAUGAGCGUUUCCAUAAUGAGUCAAACUGAGAUGGAGAUGUCAGGGGCAAAUGUGAGCCGACACAGCCGCACAGUGAAGAGGAGGCGGUGGGGAGGGCUGAGGCAGCAGUGGAAACUGCUGGGCCUGUUUGAGAUCGACCAGCAGCAUGAGUUCUACAGCCUUACCUGUAUGAUGAAAGAAGGACUGUGUGCCGCUGUGCAAAACACCAUUGACAACCCUUUACCUGAUGAACUGUCUGAGGAUGACUACAGUCUUGAGGUUACACAAAUCCAUAAGGUACGUUAAAGGACUUCAGGAUGGAGACGUAUGCUGGGCCGGUGUUCGCCACUCUGCGACACUCCCUUGGGAUGACAGAGAAGGAAUAUCAGCAGUCCCUCUCCUCAGAAGGCAGCUAUCUGCAAUUCAUCAGCAAUUCCAAGAGCAAGGCAGACUUCUUCCUAACUAAUGACAAGCGGUUCUUCUUAAAGACACAGAGUAAAAGAGAAGUGCGAUUUCUCUUGUCUAACUUGAGAAUCUACAUGGAACAUCUGGAGAAGUACCCACACUCACUGCUUGUCAAAUUUUUAGGUGUUCACAGGAUCAAAAUUCCACAUCAUAAGAUGAAGUACUUUAUUGUAAUGCAAAGUGUCUUCUACCCGGAUGACAGAAUCACUGCAAGGUAUGAUAUUAAGGGCUGUGAGGUGAGCCGGUGGACAGACCCAGCCCCUGAAGGCAGCCAGAUCAUUGUUGUUCUGAAGGAUCUCAAUUUUGAGGGGCAGUUCAUUAAGCUUGAUCAGCAGCGUCCAUGGCUCAUUCGUCAGGUGGAGCUUGACACAGCCUUUCUUCAGACGCUCAAUGUGUUGGACUACAGUCUUCUGCUGGCCCAUCAGCCCCUCCACCAGGAUGAACUCAGCCAGAGUCUUUCUUUCGCAACACUCAUCAUGCGCACUAAAAAGUCAGUGAAUGCAACCUCCAGUCCAACACAUGCCACUACACCCACUGUUCCAGGGGUGGUGGCAGAGGACGACGCUGCUCUCCUCUCCUCAGAUUUAAACUGUGCUACAACAGAGUGUCAUAUAACAGAAACACAUAAUGGCAAUGGUGGAACAGACAAUGGAAGUCUUACAGGAGAAAAAAUUGAGCAACCUAGCUGCAUGGGAGCAGAUUCAGCUGAUCUACAAGUGUUCCAGGCCCAGAACCGGAGACUGCUUCCUAACUUCAAGAACCCACUUCACGUCAUUGAUGGAGCAGAGCAGCGUUACUUUAUUGGGAUCAUCGACAUCUUCACUGUUUAUGGAUUCAGAAAGAGGCUUGAACAUCUGUGGAAGAGACUGAGACAUCCACGACAAACAUUCUCCACAGUCAGCCCUCCAGACUACUGCCACAGGCUAUGCCAGUGGGUUCAAGACCAUACCAAAUAGCAUACCAAAUAAAGACAGACAGAGUGAAUGACAGAUGUGCUAUAGUGCUCUCACGCCUGUCCCAUAUGUACCUCAUACACAUAAGCACAGGCCAACACAUUCAAAAUGACCAGAAUGUACAUUUGAGGGAUAUGUUUGUACUCUAAAGGGAUAGUUCACCCAAAAAUGAAAAUUCUAUCAUCAUGUACCCUCACUCAUAUUGUUACAAACCCAUAUUACUUUCUUUCUUCCAUGGAACACCAAAGGAGAUGUAGAUGGCAGAAUGACUACUUCAGUCACCAUUCUUUCAUUGCAGAUUUUUCCAUUCAGUGAAAGUGAAUGGUGACUGAGGCUGUCGGUCCCUAACAUUCUGUCUAACAUCUCCUUUUGUAUUACACAGAAGAAGAAAAAAACUCAUAUACAGUAGGUCUGAUAACAUAGAGGUGAGUAAAUGAUGACAGACAUUUACAUUUUGGAUGAGCUAUACCUUUAAGACCAGUUCAGAGUAUCUGUAUUUGAUUCGCUUGUUAUUCAAAUAAAGAUAAUGCGAUUACUUCU